Messenger RNA from Zeugodacus cucurbitae (melon fly), 1626 nucleotides. RefSeq names its product leucine-rich melanocyte differentiation-associated protein. NCBI's taxonomy places the organism in Eukaryota, Metazoa, Arthropoda, Insecta, Diptera, Tephritidae. The transcript has 3 exons. The record is from RefSeq and is a predicted model, not a curated record. The coding region runs from base 458 to 1201 and encodes 247 amino acids.
CUUGUUGUCGCACUAUUUCUGUAUUCUCAUUAUUCCGUCAGUAUAUCAUUUGCUUGUGCAGCAUCUCAUCCGUGUCUUUAGUAUAAUUGUCGACGAACUGUCAGCAUUAAAUAAAGUGAUAUUUUUGGCAAAUUUUGUCUAUAUAGAAAUUUUAAACAUUAACUAAAUUCGUUCUGUUAUCGAAUAUUUUUUGUUUGUUUCGUUUAAAUCACAUAACGGAUUUAUAUGCAUAAAUUUUGUGUGUUGCCUGUGAACUGCAAAGUAUUAUGUCUGAUGCGACUACAGUUAUAAGCCAAGACACAAGGUUAUAUUUCGAUUUUAAUGAGUAUUUAUUGGUGAAUGUCACCAAUUAUUCGAGGUUAUUAAAAGUUGUGUUAGCCUGGAAUUUUACGAAGAUCAAUGGUGUUAUGGUGACGACGACAAUUUCACAGAUUUCAAUUUUUAUUUUAAUAAACAAAUGAUUUCAUCCAAUGAGUUCAAUAUCAGUGGAAAUAUCUCAACAAAUAGUUUUGCUAGCGAUGAUUUCGGCGAUAGUAUUUUAGAAGAAAAUGGGAGAAUAUCCCUGGCUUAUGAAAAUUUACGAACAAUACCCCAACGAAUCGCUGUGAAAUUUGCUACGCACACAAAAUUUCUGGACCUUAGUUGUAACCAGUUUCAAAAUUUAUCGUUUUUAUCAUUCUUCAAUGAGUUGGAUACUCUAAUAUUAGAUCAUAAUUGUAAUUUGGAUUCUAGUACGCUACCGUUUUUGCCCAAUUUAAAAAUUUUAUGGAUUAAUAACUGUAAUAUUUAUAAUCUGGACGAGUGGAUGGAACGGAUACAAUCUCAUUGUCCAUUAUUGGAACAUCUUUCUGUAAUGGGUAAUCCGGUGGCCAACAAGGACAUAGUACACACAAUAACAUCAACACCCAAAGAAUUGUCUUCGGCAACCAGUUCUAAAGCCGACUACCGUGAAUAUAUCCUUAAUGCUAUGCCCUUUUUGAAGAGCCUGGAUGGAAUCGAGAGAAGCAACAAUUUAUCGACACAGAAAGAAAUUGACUACACAUUCAGCAGCAGCUAUGGUAAUAGUCAAUCCACUUCUUCUAACUCAAACAACUUAUUUCCUAAAGAUGAGAGAAGCCAACAAAUGUUUCAAAUUUUUAAUUUAAAGAAAUUAUUUCAACUUAGUGGAAGAAGAAAAAAAAUACCAUCAUCUACCAUUUAGUACACAUACAUACAUAUAAAACUUAAGGAAGAUCAUGUGUAAGGUUUCCAUAACUUUAUUUAAUUUCUCGAAUUAGUCAAUAUUACUGUAUACACGCACUAACGAACCAUAUAGUAGAUGUAUUUAGUUUUUGUAUACUAUCUUAAAAUCAUACAAAUUUAAACAAAAUAUUCUUAAGUAUUAAGUUAUUUAAUUUUAGUAAACAUAAAUUUCAUACAAUGUUUAUAAUGAAGCAUAAUACAAUUAAAAAGCAUAAAAUAUUUUAGUGGACCAAUGUCCAUGUCAGUGAUAUAGUGGUUGCAUGUAGAGUCUGACUGCGUUGGAAAUUGAAAAAAAACUCACAUUUUUAAUUAACCACCAUUGGCGAAUCGGCGAAUUUCACUCAAAAUUGGGAGAUCUGAGACCGUCGUUCGAAAUUUGUCAAA